This is a messenger RNA of Andrographis paniculata, 3873 nucleotides long. RefSeq lists its product as uncharacterized. NCBI's taxonomy places the organism in Eukaryota, Viridiplantae, Streptophyta, Magnoliopsida, Lamiales, Acanthaceae. The transcript has 8 exons. Gene Ontology annotation, biological process: DNA integration. Gene Ontology annotation, molecular function: nucleic acid binding; zinc ion binding. The record is from RefSeq and is a predicted model, not a curated record. The annotation marks the transcript as partial.
AUGAAGGAAGAAGCUUGGAGAAAAGCAAUGAAUGAGGAGAUUCAAGUGAUCGAAAAGAAUCACACAUGGGAGCUUGUUGAUAGGCCAUCCAGAAAAGAUGUAAUUGGAGUGAAAUGGAUAUAUAAGGUGAACCACAAUGCUGAUUGGUCCAUUCAAAGAAACAAAGCAAGACUUGUUGCCAAGGGAUAUUCACAACAAGUUGGAAUUGAUUACGAUGAAACCUUUGCCCCGGUAGCACGUCAUGACACAUUUCGAACCAUCAUUGCACUUGCCGCAAGCAAAGGUAGAAACAAGGAAAGGAUCGAAGAAUUCAAGCAUGACAUGGCUCAAAAGUAUGAAAUGAGUGAUAUGGGGGGUGAAGGAUCCAAUUCUCAACAAGUUGAUGUACAAGGUCUUCUCAACACCAUUCUACAAGAGUUCAAAACUCUUCACCAUUCUGGAUUGGAGUUGAUGAAUAAUAGGAUGGAUCAACUGGAAGAGAAUCAACAAAAGUUACAAGAGAAUAUCCGACCAUUACCUGAAGCUCAGAGGCGAAAUAAUGUUCAACCGCAUUUGAGGCCAAGACGCAACAUCCGGCCCCCAUCACCACACAACACUGACGAACCCGAUGAUGAGGAGUUUGGAGGAAAUUGGGAACGACCUAGGCAUCAUAAUAACCAUCACCGACGGGAUGGAGAUGAGGCGAUCAACUCGAUCAAAUUCCAAGUGCCACCGUUCCAAGAAUUAACUGACCAACAAAAACUCCGUGUGGCCGUAAUGGAGUUUUCAGAUUAUGCGCUUGCAUGGUGGGACCAAUUGAGCAUCAACCGCCGCAGAAAUAGGGAGGCUCCAGUGCGUACUUGGACAGAACUUCGUACACUCAUGCGAAAGAGGUUUGUUCCCCCUCAUUACCAUCGUGAAGUAUUGCGGAGAUUGCAGAGUAUACAACAAGGGUCGCGGUCAGUGGAGGAGUACUAUAAGGAGGUUGAAACACUUCUUCUACAAGCCGAUAUCCAUGAAGAUCAGGAGCAAAUGAUGUCUAGAUUCUCGAAUGGGCUUCAAAGGGAUAUUGCUGAUGCGGUAGAGAUGUACCAAUACGUGGACCUCGAGGAGAUGGUACACUUGGCCAUAAAGGUGGAGAAGCAACUAAAAUCUAAGCGGAUGCAAGGUAAUCAGUUUAAACUUUCUCCAACUGUAGGGUUUCCUAAAGCGCCGCUUCCACAACAUAUCAACAAAGGAAAAGAGAUAGCGGGAGUUGAUUCGACGCGCCCUAAGCCGCCAACAUAUGCCCCCCCAAAGAACACCACCCGUAGCCGAGAUGUGUUAUGUUUCAAAUGCCAAGGCCGAGGACAUUUUGCGAAUCAAUGUCCAAACAAGCGUACUAUGGUUCUUACGAUCUCCGGUGAGUACGAAUCCGAAUCAGAAACUGAAGAGGCCAAUGAGGCAAACUCCUACCACCAGGAAGCUGUAGAAUCCAUACCAGAGUCCAAUUUGACGUUAGUCACUCUCCGAGCUCUUAGCACUCUUCCAAAGGAGGUUGAAGACACCGAACAACGCGAAAAUUUAUUCCAUGGAAGGUGUAAGAUCGCGACUAAGGUAUGUAGUCUUAUCAUUGACGGUGGUAGUUGUACUAAUGUCAUUAGUGACCUCGCAGUGAAAAGACUUAAUUUGAGGAUGAAUUUGCAUCCGAGGCCUUACAAACUACAGUGGCUCAAUAAUUGCGGGGAAAUCAACGUCACCAAACAAGUGUUGGUGGAAAUUGAACUACAAGGUUACAAGGAUGAGGUAAAAUGCGAUGUAGUUCCAAUGCAAGCAUGUCAUAUUUUGCUUGGGAGACCAUGGCAAUUUGACAAAGAAGCGUAUGAUGAUGUUUUUCCUGAUGAAGUACCCCAUGGUUUACCACCCACUCGUGGAAUUGAGCACCAAAUUGAUUUUGUCCCGGGAGCAUCAAUUCCUAAUCGGCCAGCCUAUCGAGCCAACCCGGAUGAGGUAAAAGAAAUACAAAGGCAAGUGGAGGAUCUACUGAGCAAAGGUUGGAUUCGUGAAAGUCUAAGUCCUUGUGCUGUACCUGUCCUAUUGGUGCCAAAAAAAGAUGGAGGUUGGCGCAUGUGUUGCAACUUUUUGGGUUUUAUUGUAGGAAAAGAUGGAGUAUGUGUAGAUCCUGCGAAGGUUGCAGCCAUCCAAGAGUGGCCUACACCUACUAGCGUACGUGAUGUCCGCAGUUUCCAUGGCCUUGCAAGUUUCUACCGUCGAUUUGUGCGGAACUUCAGCACUAUUGCAGCACCCUUAACGGCAAUUACCAAAAAAGAGGAUAAGUUUGAGUGGGGAAGUGAACAACAAAAUGCUUUUGAUACUUUGAAAUCGAAACUUACAUGUGCACCCGUACUUGCCUUACCUGAUUUCUCUAAACCGUUUGAACUUGAUUGUGAUGCCUCUGGCGUAGGUAUUGGCGCCGUCCUCUCGCAAGAAAAGAAACCUGUUGCAUUUUUCAGUGAAAAGAUACAUGGCGCUGCAUUGAAUUACUCAACGUACGAUAAGGAAUUAUACUCCUUAGUGCGGGCGCUGCAAACAUGGCAACAUUACUUACGUCCUCGUGAGUUUGUUGUGUACACUGAUCAUGAAUCCCUCAAGCAUAUCAAAUCCCAAAGUAAGUUGAGUACGAGACACAUCCGAUGGAUCUCCUUCAUUGACACCUUCCCCUAUGUUGUUAAAUACAAAAAGGGUAAGGAAAACAUCGUUGCGGAUGCAUUAUCACGCAGGUAUCAUGUAUAUGAGGGGUAUUUGCUGCGAGAAAAUAAAUUGUGCGUUCCUAAAUGCUCCUUGAGAGAAUUGUUGAUUUGGGAAAGUCAUUCGGGGGGUUUGAUGGGACACUUUGGUAGGAACAAGACACUUAACUUGCUGCAGGAACAUUUUUUUUGGCCACGAAUGAAAGCCGAAGUUGAAGCCGCAAUUCGUCGGUGUACAACGUGCCUCUCGUCGAAGUCUACUGUUCAUCCACACGGUUUGUAUACUCCGCUACCUAUUCCUGAAUCCCCUUGGAUUGAUAUUUCUAUGGAUUUCAUAUUAGGUUUGCCUAGGAGUAGGUCUGGUAAAGAUUCAAUAUUUGUUGUGGUUGAUCGAUUUUCAAAAAUGGCACAUUUUAUUCCAUGCACAAAAACCACUGAUGCUUCGCAUGUUGCUUCAUUAUUUUUCAAAGAGGUUCUUAGAUUGCAUGGUGUUCCAAGAUCCAUUGUUUCUUAUAGGGAUUCUCGAUUUUUAAGUUAUUUUUGGAAAACACUUUGGGCUAAGUUAGGUACAAAACUAAUGUUUUCCACAUCACACCACCCUCAAACUGAUGGUCAAACAGAAGUUGUUAAUCGAACUGUGGGUAGCUUGUUACGUGCCUUAGUUAAUGAGAAUUUGAAGAGUUGGGAAGAAUGUUUAGCUCAUGCUGAAUUUGCAUAUAACCGUACGGUUCAUAGCUCUACGAAUUGUUCUCCAUUUGAGGUUGUUUACGGUUUUAACCCAUUAACUCCUCUUGAUCUUAUGCCAUUGCCACUUGUUUUUGAGAUAGGAGAUUGGGUUUGGCUACACUUAAGGAAGGAAAGAUUUCCAGAGUUGCGAAAGUCAAAACUUACUCCCCGUGGCGAUGGACCUUUUCGAGUGUUGGAACGCAUUAAUGAUAAUGCCUACAAACUUGAACUCCCAGGUGAGUACCAAGUCCAUGCUACUUUUAAUGUUUAUGACUUAAGCCUUUUUGAUACAGCGGAUGAAUAUCUUGUUCGGGAGAACAAGAAAGCUUUUCAAGAAGGAGGGAAUGACGAGGACGUCCAAUCUUCAAGCAUUCAAAUGCCCGUGGGACCCAUCACUCGAAGUCGAGCUCGUCAAUUUCAAAAAUCCGUCACUGCAUUGAUC